AGCUAAACUUCAACAAUUGUAAACUAUAUUGACGAAGGCACAAUGAAAAUUGUCACGCGUUCGAUACUUCUUUGCGUCGAUCUUGUAGCGGAAUUAUUUGUUUUGAAAUCAGUGAUGCUAGCAGAAUAAUAUCGAUUCGAAAAUAUUGACAGUGAAGGAAAUCGCAAAAAUGCCCGAUCAAGUUGUACCAAUAGAUUAAUAUUCUAUUAGCUACGUACGGGGAUGCAGAAGCAGAAAUGAUGCCUGAAAUAUUUUACAGCGAUACGAGAACGAAAAUUGCACAUGAACCUAAUUACAGAACACUUUGGGGAUACGUAAAUCACGAGAUAAAGUGGUUCAAUGUGUUCUUUCUGUUUUUCGUACAUUUGUACGCUUUCAAGGUGUAUUUUUCUAUCAGACCAGAACAUUUUCCUAUGGUAUGUUGGGCGAUAUUUUUUGGCAGUAUAGGUGGUUUUGGUGUAACUGGAGGUGCGCACAGAUACUUCACACAUAAAUGCUACAAAGCGACGUUUCCUCUGAGAGUUUUACUCAUGUUGGCUUACACCAGCGCAGGACAAAAUACACUGUUCGACUGGGUAAGAGACCACAGGGUACACCACAAAUACAGCGAAACCGAUGCCGAUCCUCACAACUCGAGGAGAGGAUUCUUUUUCGCUCAUUGCGGAUGGUUGAUGAUGAAAAAACAUCCCGAUGUUAUAAUAAAAGGUAAAACGGUCGACUGCAGCGAUGUUCUAGCGGAUCCGGUGGUUCGUUUUCAUCAGAAAUACUUUUGGCCAUUGAGAAUAUUUCUUUGCUUCGUCCUUCCCACUAUCAUCCCCAUGUAUUUCUGGGGGUGGGAUCUGCAGACAAGCUUCGAUAGUUCUUUCGGAAAAUGGGUCACUCUUCUUCAUUGCACUUGGUCUGUGAACAGCGUAGCACAUAUGUGGGGUACCAAACCGUACAACAAGGAUAUACAUCCGGCUGAGACUAAGGUCGUAUCAUUCCUUUCCAUGGGUGAAGGAUGGCACAAUUAUCACCAUACCUUUCCUUGGGACUACAAAGCCUCCGAAUUCAGCUAUCACUUCAACAUGACCACGUUUUGGAUAGAUGUUUUCGCCAAACUCGGAUGGGCCUACGAUCUUAAACAACCAUCGAAGGAACUGGUCAAAAAAACAAUCGAGAAAUUUGGAGACGGAUCACAUUUUGAAUGGGGCCAAGACGUCAAAUAAAAGGAGAAUAAAAUGCAAAUGGUUUUGCACUGAUUUGUUUUUGUAAAAGCUAUACUUAAGAACAAAAGACAAUAAAACAUUACAAUUUUGUUAUUUGAA
Molecule: messenger RNA, 1307 nt
Organism: Coccinella septempunctata (seven-spotted ladybird)
Lineage: Eukaryota; Metazoa; Arthropoda; Insecta; Coleoptera; Coccinellidae
Product: acyl-CoA Delta-9 desaturase-like
Exons: 6
Coding region: 237-1208 (323 amino acids)
Biological process (GO): unsaturated fatty acid biosynthetic process
Cellular component (GO): endoplasmic reticulum membrane
Molecular function (GO): stearoyl-CoA 9-desaturase activity; iron ion binding
Source: RefSeq, a predicted model, not a curated record